Molecule: messenger RNA, 2257 nt
Organism: Arachis ipaensis
Lineage: Eukaryota; Viridiplantae; Streptophyta; Magnoliopsida; Fabales; Fabaceae
Source: RefSeq, a predicted model, not a curated record
AUGGCUUCAUCAAAUACACCAUCAGAAACACCAACUUCUCAGGAACAAGGAUCAACUCCUGAUCCUUCAAUUGGAACCCAAAAAAAUAGUAACAGAGGAAAAACUGAUCCUGCAUGGGGCCAUUGUAAACAAGUUUUGGAUAAAGGAAAAACUGCUUUGGUAUGUAUUUAUUGCGAGAAGCUUAUUAGAGGUGGAGGAAUUAACCGGGUUAAGCAUCAUUUGGCUGGAAAAGGUGGAGAUAUUGAGGCAUGUCGAAAGGUGUCAGCUGUGGUGAGACACCAAUUCAAUCAAAACAUUGAAGAUCUUCGAACCAAGAAAAGGAAAACUCAAGAAGAAUAUGCAGAAAGUUAUGGUGCUUGUGAUGACGUUGAAAGGGAAUUUGAUGAGAUUGAACCAACACCUGGAGCUCAACCAAGUAUUAAAAGUGUUCUCCAAAGCAAAGAAAUUGUGGAGAAGUGUGAUAUUGCUAUUGCAAGAUGGAUGAUGGAUGCCUCUGUGCCAUUCAAUGCGGGUAUAAAGGGCCAAAUUACCAAAGAGUUCGUGGAUAUUUUGUUGAGUAAAUUGGUUGAAGAUGUAAAGAAGAUGAUUGAAGGUUAUCGUGUGAUUUGGAAACAAACUGGAUGUACUAUCAUGGCUGAUGGAUGGACUGCUCGUUGUAGACGUACUUUAAUUAAUUUCUUAGUUUAUUGCCCUAAAGGAACUGUUUUCCUAAAGUCAGUUGAUGCUUCUCAUAUCUCGAAAACUACUGAGGCUUUGUUUAAGUUGCUUAGGGAUGUUGUGUUAUUUGUUGGUCCUGAGAAUGUUGUACAUGUAGUGACGGAUAAUGCUGCAAAUUACGUUGCUGCUGGAAGGUUGUUGGAAUCAGAGUUUCCUAGAUUGUAUUGGUUUCCUUGUGCGGCACAUUGUAUUAAUCUGAUGUUGCAGGAUAUUGGGAAGUUUGUGGAAGUGACUGAAACUGUGUCACAAGCUUUAAUGAUUACGAAAUAUAUCUAUAAUCACUGCCAUCCUUUGUACUUGAUGAGGCAGUUCACAGGCGGCCGAGAAAUACUUCGUCCAGCUCCAACUCGAUUCGCCACUAAUUUCAUUGCUUUGCAAAGUAUUUUGGCUCAAAAGGAUGCAUUGAGAGCUAUGGUGACAUCUAGAGAAUGGACAAGUUCAGCUUACUCUAAAGAAGCCAAAGCAAAAAAGUUUGUGGAUCAAGUCUUAGAUUCUAAAUUUUGGAAUCAAUGCACUGAUAUUGUUAAGCUUACGGAGUCACUUGUUCAUGUAUUGCGUAUUGUGGAUAGUGAAGAUAGAGCUGCAAUGGGUUUCCUUUAUCAAGCUAUGUAUAAGGCUAGGGAAGACAUGGUGAAGAGAAACCUUCAUGCUGCUGGUUAUUGGUUAAAUCCAGCUUUUCGAUUUAAUUCUGCAGAAUUUGACAAGCACAAAGACACAAUUUCUGGCCUACUAGAUGUGAUUGAGAGGUAUGCUUACGGUGAUGCUGAUUUGAUUACUAAAUUGACAAGUGAGAAGAGAAUCUUUAAGAAUGCUGAAGGAGACUUUGGGAGACAGUCUGCAAUACGUGAGCGAAGCACUGUGAUGCCUGAUCAAUGGUGGGAAUCUUAUGGAUGUGGAGCACCAAACCUGCAAAAGUUAGCAAUUCGUGUUUUAAGUCAAACUUGCAGUUCUUCAGGUUGUGAGCGUAACUGGAGCAUUUUCGAACACAUUCACUCAAAGAAAAGGAAUCGGUUAGAGCAUCAAAAGCUUAAUGAUCUUGUUUAUGUUCACUACAACUUAAGGCUACAACAAAGGAACCGAAUGAGAAAGCAAAGUUAUGAUCCAAUUUGUCUUGAUGCAUUUGAGGAUCAUUCAGAAUGGAUAAUGGAAGAUUCACCACCAUUUUUAACUCCUGAAGAAGUUGAUGCUUUACGAAAUGAUCUUGCAAAUAUAUCUCUUCAAUCAGCUUUAGAUGAUUUGGGUAUGUUGUUGUUAGGGAUGAUUUUGUAAUGCUUUAACCAAAUGUUUUGCCUUAUUAUUGAUUAUGAUUUGUGAAACAUUAUUGAAAUGCUAGAUGAAUUGAAUCUGGAAGAUGAUCGAGAUGAUGGUGAAGCUAAUAAUACUUCUGUGGAAAAUGCAAAUCAGAAUGAAACCAAUCAGGAUGUAGCUCCAGAUUUGUCAGAUGAAGAAAGAUUUCCAGACUUUGAAGUUACUCCUUGGAUAUAAUCCAUGAAUUGUUAUUUUCAUUAUGUUAAAUUGAGUUGUUCAUGUAAUAGACUAA